ACCAGUCAGAAGAAAACCUUGUCUUUCGUUUUCUUCUUCUUCCACUUCCCUGCUUUCUAAAAAAUCUUCUAAGAAUAAACAUUCCUAAAAAGAUAAUAAUAGUCUUUAACGAAGACAAGAAUCAAAAGAAGAAAAAAAAACAACGGUUCAAAAUUUACACAUUGGAAAAGAAGACAAACCUCUGUUUCCCUGUUUCUCCGGACUCUCCUUCCCUUCUCCUCACGGAGAUGUUACUCUCCGGAGAAACUUUCAUGAAUCUUUGAGAUUUUUUUUUUAUUUUUAUUAUUUAUCAUUUCAAAGCUUCUUGUUCUCACAGAGAAUCCCAGAGGACGAAGGCUAUGGCUGUUGAAGAGAUGGAGAAGAAGAAGAAGAAGAACAAGAACAAGAACAAAGGAAGCAGUGAUAAGACGGAUACGGAGAACAACGACUCAUUAUCUAUCGACGAUCCAUCGCCGAGAUGCGUUCUUGAAAUCCCGUUAACGAGUUCAGACUCGGACAACAGCAGCAGCUGCAGCUCGUGCUCUCCUGACAAAUCGUUGUCCCCGUUGUCUACGACUCCUCCGAACGUCUCGUCUUUACAACAACACGGCCUUCAAUGGAACAGGAUGAUCGACACCAUCAAGAAGAAGUCCAUAAGGAGAUUCUCCGUCAUUCCUCUCCUCGCUAGCUACGAGCUCACGAGGAAAAACAUGCAGCGACGGAAACAGCCUAAGUUGUCUCCGUCCGUUGACUGCGGUCAAAUCCUCGUCGCUAAACCUUCCUGGAGGAAUUUCACUUACGAAGAGCUUGUCGCUGCCACCGACAGUUUUAAUCCCGAUAAUAUGAUUGGGAAAGGAGGACAUGCGGAGGUAUACAAAGGAGUUUUACCUGACGGAGAGACGGUGGCGAUCAAGAAGCUGAUGAGACACGCCACGGAAGAAGAAGAAAGAGUCAGCGACUUCUUGUCAGAGUUAGGGAUGAUCGCACAUGUCAACCACCCAAACGCAGCUAGGCUUCGCGGUUUCAGCAGCGAUCGCGGUUUGCAUUUCGUGCUCGAGUACGCUCCUCACGGCAGUCUCGCUUCUCUACUCUUUGGGUCUGAGGAGGAGUGUUUGGAUUGGAAGAAACGGUAUAAAGUGGCUUUGGGUGUAGCUGAUGGUUUGAGUUAUCUUCAUAAUGAUUGUCCUAGACGGAUUAUACACCGUGACAUCAAAGCUUCCAACAUUUUGCUAAGUCAAGAUUACGAAGCUCAGAUAUCUGAUUUUGGACUUGCUAAGUGGCUCCCAGAUAAUUGUCCUCAUCAAAUUGUUUUCCCUAUCGAAGGCACAUUCGGGUAUCUAGCUCCAGAGUACUUUAUGCAUGGGAUUGUUGAUGAGAAGACGGAUGUGUUUGCGUUUGGUGUAUUGCUUCUAGAGAUCAUAACUGGUCGUCGUGCUGUUGAUACAGCUAGCAGGCAAAGCAUUGUAUUGUGGGCGAAACCGCUUCUAGAGAAGAGCAGCGUGGAGGAAAUAGUUGAUCCUAAGCUAGGAAAUGACUUUGAUGAAACCGAGAUGAAAAGAGUUACGCAAACAGCUUCAAUGUGUAUACACCAUGUAGCCACUAUGCGUCCUGAAAUGAACCGGUUGGUGCAGCUAUUGCGUGGGGAUGACCGGUUAGCUGAGCCGCAAGGCGUAGCAAGAACAGUGAGUCUAGACGGUUGUGACUUACAAGAUCAUACGUCUUCCUCAUACCUUAAUGAUCUCACUCGGCAUAGACAACUCUUGAUGGAGUGAAACAAGCAAUCCAACAACAACAGCAAACUGUUACCCUCCUUUUUAUUGCAUGUGACUUUGCUUCAUCUUAUCCAUUGUAAAGAUCUCCAAAAA
Raphanus sativus (radish) is the source of this 1844-nucleotide messenger RNA. RefSeq names its product receptor-like cytosolic serine/threonine-protein kinase RBK1. Bases 339 to 1751 code for a protein of 470 amino acids. The transcript has 8 exons. Lineage: Eukaryota; Viridiplantae; Streptophyta; Magnoliopsida; Brassicales; Brassicaceae. The record is from RefSeq and is a predicted model, not a curated record. Gene Ontology annotation, biological process: protein phosphorylation. Gene Ontology annotation, molecular function: protein kinase activity; ATP binding.